AUGGAAGUCCCCAUUCAACCACUUCCAACUCGACCAAAAUUUCCGCGUACGCAUCCUCGUUUCCGCACGCUUCGUGCUGACGCCAAGCAAGAAGAUAUAUUAGCUGCAUCGACUUCCGAAAGUGUUGAUACCAAUUUUACACCACUUCCUCGCGUGGACAUGAAAAUAAAGAAGAGUGACUAUUACCAACCAAAGCACCCAACUGACUCCAAAACGCCCCCUCCCAAACAAUUCUUCAUGUCACGACAUCUUGCAAAUCGGCCUGAAAAAGAACUUGUUGGAUCAAUAAAAAAUGUUCGUGUGAAGGUCGACUCGAAUUGGUAUGCGAGUGGGUUCGUUAACAUUACCUUU
Entamoeba invadens IP1 is the source of this 351-nucleotide messenger RNA. RefSeq lists its product as hypothetical. The transcript has a single exon. The record is from RefSeq and is a predicted model, not a curated record. Lineage: Eukaryota; Evosea; Mastigamoebida; Endamoebidae. The annotation marks the transcript as partial.